AAGAAUAGGACGUUGAAAGUCUAGAUGUUAAAGACGGCAAGCCACGGUUAUAGACUCCGCCAUCAAGAUUGACUUCUCGAGAUUGGGUCCCUGCCCACCCUGACCGUUCGCUCCAUCGCACGGUCCACACCAUCUUCAGUGAACGGUACCUGUAUCGUCACUGAAUUACAGGCGAUGAUAGAAGUACCGCGCUUGCGACUUGGACUCAACACCAACAGCGCUUUGCCUCGCCCUAUCUACACUACAUAAGCCCCCACUUCCAACCUUGCUCCCAUCCACCUCAACUCAACGCAUCUCGUCGUUCCCUCUUUCUUGGUUAUAAAUCAAAUCCAUCGCUCACUGUUGUUUUGUAAUCCCGUGGCUGCUUAUUCCAUCAUUUCCUCUCCCUCAACCUCUUUAUCCUCUUAUACACUCUCCCCGCCGUUGCUUUUUUUCCGAACUCAACAAUCUCCCCGCGCCAUCUCCGAAAGUAUCGUCCCAUCGACCCUCAACAAGAAAUUAAACCUCGAACGACUUUUUGGAUCCGCACCUACGACCUUGUUUUUAUCUAUCGCAUAGAAGCGCAGCUUUUUUCUCCUUCUGUUCCGACGCUAAACUUUCCUCAAUUGUUUCAACUCGCGACGGCCUCAAUCGUUACAGGUCGCCUAGAAUGAACCUGAACAAGGCCGCUCGCGUCAUCCUCUUUGGUGCACCUGGCGUUGGUAAAGGGACCCAGAGCGAGCGAUUGCUCGCUCGCUUUCCUCAGCUCAAUCAGAUCAGUACUGGUGAUCUCUUGCGUCGGAAUGUCAAGGAGAGGACACCCCUCGGCAUCAAGGUCGAGAAUACGAUGAAGUCGGGUGGUCUUGUUGCUGAUGACCUUAUUCUGCGACUUAUUUCCAACGAAUUCUUCACUCGAGGCUGGCUUGCGAAGAAUGGUGGUCCGAACGUCAUGACUCUUUCUUCUGAAGCGACGGCGAUGGAGGCUUCUUUCAAUAGCGCUGCUUCUGAUCCGUUCAUCAACGCUCCGUUCCUCGACGGCCACCGUCCUUCCAAGGCCUCCAACGACCCAUCCGCUUCGUUCAUUCUCGAUGGUUUCCCUCGAACAGCUUCCCAAGUCGGCCCUCUCGACAAGCUUAUCCCGAUCAAUCUCGUAGUCUCGCUCAAGACCCCCGUAUCUGUUAUUCUCGAGCGAAUCCUCGGACGUUGGGUCCACGAGCCUUCGGGCCGAGUCUACAACACCAGCUUCAAUGCGCCUCGAGUCCCCGGAAUCGACGACGUCACCGGCGAGCGAUUAAUCCAGCGCCCCGAUGAUUCCGAGGAAGUUUACAGAGCACGAUACAAGAAGUUCCAAGAGACCAGCGAGCCUGUCCUGAACCACUACGCCCAGAAGGGCGUCCUUGUCGAGAUUGAGGGCAUGAGCAGCGAUGAAAUCACCCCAAAGCUAUUUGCAGAGUUCGAGAAGCGCUUCGUCCAUUGAAGGAAAUACCCUAUGGUUUCAAGACGUUUAUGUUAUUACUAGUAUAUGACUUUUUCUUUCCAUUCGCUACGGUUUAGCUUUUGUAUUUUGUUAUUAUAGGAGUUUUAUUCUCGCGGCUUGGGAUGCUGCUGAUGGGAGUUGCAAAAGACAGGACUGGAAAGAUUCCUUGUCAGAUGGCGCGAACUGUUGGGAGCUGCUCGUUGGUUGUCCUUGGAGGACAUGGUGGCGAUGGUGGAAAGGGAUGGGAUUGUCUCAACACAACUGCACCGGUUUUGAGCGCAGGAAUGGGCAUGGUUAUUGCCUGAAUGAUAUCCACACAUCGACCCCUUCUUUGAUUCAAAUCGCAAAUGUGACAUGCACGACCUUAGAGUGAUCGAAUUACAAUUCAUGUCGACUUGAGAUUGACAUUGUGAGAAUUCCGCUAUAUGUACAUAAAUUUGACCCAUGAAUACCCCUAGAAACACUGCUAGCGCAUCGUGGCCAGAAUAACUCUCCCUCUCUUCUAACGCAGUUCCAUGCAACGCGUCACAUCAAACAUCGCACUAAAAUGGCAAUGCAGUAGCCCUUUCAAGAUAUUCCAAAUAAACAAUCCGUCAUACUCCGUCCGAGUUCAUACUCGCGUUCGUAAAAGUGAUGUAAGCUGUAGUUUGGCGUGGAAGCUUGGUACCUUAGUCGCGCCAACCCUCGCCGCCUUGAAGACCGCUGGGCUGGCCUUCUGUUUGUCCAGGUCGCAGUGGUGUUUGCUCAUCGUCGUCAUCGUCGAGUGCUCGCGCAAGCUCAUCGGGGUCUUGCAUCUUGGCGUCAGGGUCGACUGGGCCACCGAACUCGUCCUGGUCACGGUUGUGUCGGUCCUGCUCGAGAACGCCGUCAUCGGCACUGACUGAGAUACCGCGGGCUCCCCACUUGGGACGAGCUCCUCGUCGGCCACCUUGCUCAUCUUCAAAUCCACCAGGGCCACUCUCCUCGUCAUCAUCGUUGUUCUCGAAGCGCUUUCCGAAGAUUCGGCGGAGGAGCCAUCCGCGGGACAUAUCAUCGGCGUCGACAAUGCCGCCACCGCGAAGCUUGACGCGCUGGCGGGUGUAGUAAACCCAAGCAAAGUCGAUGUAUAGGGCAGUCUGGAUGAUGCCGAAGAUGACGGAGACGGUAUUGGGCUUCUUGCCGGAGAUCUCGAAUUCGCGGAUGAACCAGUUGACGCAGUAGAGGGCGCGGUAGGAGCCGAGAGCGACGAGGUAGAAGGAGUCGAUAACGGUGGGGACGGUUGUUUGUCGAAGGAGGAGAAGCUGGGGGAGAACGCAGACGGACUCGAGGAUCUGGGAGAACACCCACAUCCACUAGAAGCUGUUAGUGAUGGUGAGGUUAUUAGGCAACAGUAACAUACAGGUCGGAAACCCUUGUGGCUCU
Molecule: messenger RNA, 2857 nt
Organism: Fusarium odoratissimum NRRL 54006
Lineage: Eukaryota; Fungi; Ascomycota; Sordariomycetes; Hypocreales; Nectriaceae
Product: adenylate kinase
Exons: 2
Coding region: 650-1456 (268 amino acids)
Biological process (GO): nucleobase-containing compound metabolic process
Cellular component (GO): cytoplasm; mitochondrion
Molecular function (GO): AMP kinase activity; ATP binding
Source: RefSeq, a predicted model, not a curated record